GGAAGGAGCAUCAGGAGGACACAGACAGACAGACAGACUGCCGGCGGAUCACGGAGCCUCCGCCGCCGCCUCUGAGCCGCUGCAGCCGGACACAGAAGCAGCAGACACGGCCGCAGACACGGAGCCAUGGCCGCUGAAGAGAGCCGAUCCGCGGCCUGCACCGGCUCCAGCCUCCUGCAGCCGGUCAGCGAGAUCACCAACCUGCCUCUGGAUCAGGUGAACUUUGUGGUCUGUCAGCUCUGUGCUCUGCUGUCGGCCUUCUGGUUUCGUCUCUUCCUCCAUCCCAGUAAAACCAGUCCCUUCAUCAGACACGUGGUGGCGACUCUGCUGGGACUCUACUUCGCUCUCUUCUGCUUCGGAUGGUACGCGCUUCACUUCCUGGUUCAGAGUGGACUCACCUACGGCAUCAUGAUCCUGACCGGAGUCGAACACAUGCACAAAUACUGCCUGCUGGUGGCGCUCAGCUACCUGAGUCUGUGUCAGAUCACUCGAGUCUACGUCUUCGACUACGGCAUGUACUCCGCCGACUUCACCGGACCCAUGAUGGUGAUCACUCAGAAGAUCACCAGCCUGGCGUUUGAAAUCCACGACGGAAUGGCACGGAAAGAGGAACAUCUGACACCAGGACAGAAGAUUUUGGCAAUAAGGAGGAUGCCCAGUCUGCUCGAGUACUUCAGCUACAACUGUAACUUCAUGGGGAUCCUGGCCGGACCCACCUGCUCCUACAACGACUACAUCGCCUUCAUCGAGGGAGAUCCCCGUCGCCAUAGAGACCAGGAGGCCGACAGGAAGGUCAACGGCAAGCUGAGGCAGAGCGAACCCUCGCCGAACAUGGAGGUGGUGCGUAAAGUGGCCACCUCCUUCUUCUGCCUGCUGGUCUUUCUGUCGGUGUGUAAGGUUUUCCCCGUGGAGCGAAACAUCGACGAUGACUUCAUCGCCAACACGCCGUUCUACGCUCAGGCGGUCUACCUGUACCUGUCCAUGCUGACCACCAGACCCAAGUAUUACUUCGUCUGGACGCUUGCUGACGCCAUCAACAACGCCGCCGGCUUCGGCUUCAACGGCUACGACAGCGACGGCUCUCCUCGCUGGGACCUCAUCUCCAACCUGAGGAUCCUCAACAUCGAGUUUGCCACCAGCUUCAAGGUUUUCCUCGAUAACUGGAACAUUCAGACGGCACACUGGCUCAAAAGGGUGUGUUAUGAGCGGUGCCCUUACCACCCGACAGCAGCCACUUUCAUCCUGUCGGCCAUGUGGCACGGAGCCUAUCCAGGAUACUACCUCACCUUCCUCACUGGCAUCGUCAUCACACUGGCUGCUAGAGCGGUCAGACACAACGUUCGGCCGCACUUCCUGCAGUCGCCGUCCCACAAACAGGUCUAUGAUGUCAUCACGUGGGCGGCAACUCAGAUCGCCAUCUGCUACACUGUGGUGCCUUUCGUCCUGCUGUCCGUCGGUCCGUCACUUAAGUUUUACAGGUCCUGGUACUUCAGCCUCCAUAUCGGCUGUGUUCUGCUGGCUGUGGCGUUGCCGGUCAAACCGAGACAUCUCCGCCUGAAAGACCAGCAGAAGAACCUUCUCCAACACCCAGUCCAGCGCCAUCUGGAGGCUACAGACAGCAAAUGCAGCCAAAAGGAGAAAACCACAUGAGGUGGAGGACAGAAGACAGACUCUUUUGACAUUGUUUUACCAUCAACUUGUAUAGAAAGAAAAGGAGGUGAACCAUAUCAAAGAGACCUUCCUCCUGUCUGCGGUGUGCGAUCGCCAUGACACCAAGUUAAAUUAUUAUCUGGAUUCAUGGGACAAUGAAUGGAUGGUGUCUUACCUGAUGAAGUGUUUUCUCACUAAACUGAUUCUUUGCGAGGAGGUGCGACUGCCAGGACGGCAUUUUGACUCUGAAAACCAACACAAGUGAACAUAUCUGGGUGAUAACGUCUGACGGCUCGGUGAUGAUGGCUGAUAUAUAAAUACAUAUAUACUGUAACUUUAUAUGGAUGAAGCAGCUGUAUGUGGAACAAUACAAACUGCCCUGAGCUGCCGUGUUCACCUGUGUAGUGUUAAACUGACUUGAUUUUUCUUUCUGGUCAGAAAGCUGCUGACUGCUGCCUGUCCAUGUGCAGAAAUGAAUGAAUGAAGGGAUGAAUUGGGGGAAUCGACCGAAUGGAUGAAUAAACGAGUGCAUGAAAGCAGAGUAAAGAAAAGUGCAGUCUAUGAAAUGACAGGAUGAUGAGGUGGAAGUGUGAGGUGAAUGAGCAGGCCAGUGAGUUAGUGCAUUAAAAAAAACUAAGGAGUUAAUGAAUGAAACAAAGAAGCAGAAGAAGAUUAAUGAUGUUUUCUCCUCCACAUUCCUCCCAGACUGUCUAAUUUCACGGACUGACAGUCAUCGUGUUAUAUUUAAGUAUUGGCUAUGAAACCACACCACCACAGUAUUCAUAUUCUGGGAAAGUGCCAAUGAUAACUCCACUCAGUCGCCUUAGUUGUUUUUUGUUUUGUUUUUUUACAAGAAAAAGAACGUUGUGAGGGCGUUGUGUUUACAUUUGUAGAUGUCAGUCUUUGUCCAGUUGUUAUUUAUGUGAUUUAUGUAAUUCCAACAGAUGUGUGGUUUUUGAUGUAAGAUGUGUGAAGAUUCAUCUUGAAGAAAGGGAAAAUAUUUAGCAAGACUUUAGGAAAUUAACUCAAACUCUCUCAAAUUCAAAUUCCAUGAUGUGAACUGAAAAACUGCUCAGAUCAACAGCAGGAAGUCAACCUGACAUUUUCACCUGUGUCUCAUUGCAUGGUUACGAAGCUUGGUUCAGGUUUAGUUUAGAAGCUAAACGAGACAAACAAAACUGUUUAGGUCACGUUAGCUAACAGGGCAGUUAAGCAGCAAAAACAGUUGAUACAGCGAUUGGUUCAGUUUAGCAGCUUUACUGUUUGGGUUAGCUAACAGCUCAGUGAGAAAGCUAAAUCCGUUUGGUUGAGUUUAUCUAAUUGGGCAGUUUAGCAGGUAGAAUAGUUUGUGUCAGGUUAGCUGGCAGUUUAUUGUUGAAGAUAAAACAGUUGGCUUAGGUUAGCUAAGGGUUCCGCUUAGAUAAUAAACCUUGGUUUAGGGUUAGCUAACAACUCAGAGUAGAAGAUAAACUAGUUGGUUCAAGUUAGCAAAUGGUUCAGUUUAGCUAAAAGAGAUACAGGUUAGCUAACAGCUCAGUGCAGAACCCAGUCGAUUCACAUUGGUUCAAUUCAGCAGCAAACAGGUUUAUUUGGCUAAAUUCUCUUUAGCAACUAAAAAUAAAAAUCUGCACCAUCUUUCUUUAGUAAUGUCUUUAAACAUGACACUUUAUGCCAUACUAGAACCAACAUUGCAUGGUUAUGUCGGGUUAUGUAGCCUAAGUUCAGUUCAACUCUACUUUUGUCUCUUUCUGACGUCCUGAUUCGUCCCACACAUCUUGAAGGAAAUUAGUGUGGGGAAAAAAGGACAUAAAACUGUUGGGAUCCAGUAUUACUUUCCACCAAAAGCUACUUCAUGUUUGUAGUCGUGUCUCCUUCACUAAACAAGAAAAACACAUCUUCCUGUGUGAAAUUCCAUAUUUGUAUUUUUAACAUUGUGUUUGUUUCUUGAAAUUUCAUGAGACCUGGUUAGGAUGUGACAGUGCUGAUAAUUACAGAGGUUGAUUGUUUGAGAUGACACACAACAUUUAAUGUUCUCGCACUGAACCAGCCACAUAUGUGUAGGUUUGAUAUGGACAAUGUAUUUGUUUUUUUUGUAAAUUAUGUGAUUAAACCUUGAUUUGUUUUUGACACUCGA
Molecule: messenger RNA, 3784 nt
Organism: Thunnus maccoyii (southern bluefin tuna)
Lineage: Eukaryota; Metazoa; Chordata; Actinopteri; Scombriformes; Scombridae
Gene: mboat2b
Product: membrane bound O-acyltransferase domain containing 2b
Exons: 13
Coding region: 127-1650 (507 amino acids)
Biological process (GO): lipid modification
Cellular component (GO): membrane
Molecular function (GO): acyltransferase activity
Source: RefSeq, a predicted model, not a curated record